Molecule: messenger RNA, 1819 nt
Organism: Rana temporaria (common frog)
Lineage: Eukaryota; Metazoa; Chordata; Amphibia; Anura; Ranidae
Gene: HOXD8
Product: homeobox D8
Exons: 2
Coding region: 253-969 (238 amino acids)
Biological process (GO): regulation of transcription by RNA polymerase II
Cellular component (GO): nucleus
Molecular function (GO): RNA polymerase II transcription regulatory region sequence-specific DNA binding; DNA-binding transcription factor activity, RNA polymerase II-specific
Source: RefSeq, a predicted model, not a curated record
UAAACUAGAGCCAAAGAUCCACUCAAGUAUAUGAAGAUUUUUUUUUUUUUUGUUCCUGUGUUGUGUGCCUAGUAGGAAAUGGCAAAAGCAGUGAGGCAAGUCAUUAUUCCAUAGUGAUCAGCUCAGUGCAGUGGGAUUACUACUAUGAGUAGUGGUUAGUGCAGGCUUGUAGGGAAAGAAAGGGCAGUUCACUUUUCAGCUCUCAUUUUAUUCUUUUUUUUUUUUCCUGAGCUGUCUUCUGAUCUAACCCAGAUGAAUUCCUAUUUUGUAAAUCCGCUCUACUCCAAAUACAAAGCAGGAGAAGCCAUAAAUCCGGUUUACUACGACUGUCACUUUGGCCAAGAUGUCAGCAGCAGCAGCAGCAGCAGGCACCCUCUGGUGUUCAGUGGCAGUUCAGCUCUGCAGCACCCCAACCAGGACCUCUACCAUCGGGGGACCCCCGCAGCCAUCCCGAGCCCCUCAGGCUAUCAGCAGGCUCCUUGUGGGAUUACGUGUCAUGGUGACCCCACUAAAUUUUACGGAUACGAUCACUUACAGAGACAGCAGAUUUUUACGACACAUCAAGAGGCCGAGCUGGUCCAAUAUCCUGACUGUAAAUCGUCCACUGCUAAUAUUGGAGACGAUCCAGAGCACUUAAAUCAGAACUCUUCUGCUUCUCAAAUGUUCCCCUGGAUGAGACCACAAGUAGCCCCUGGGAGAAAGAGAGGAAGACAGACCUACAGUAGAUUCCAAACGCUGGAACUGGAGAAAGAAUUCCUGUUUAACCCUUACUUGACCAGGAAGAGAAGGGUGGAGGUGUCUGAUUCCCUUGGACUCACUGAAAGACAGGUGAAAAUCUGGUUCCAGAACCGAAGGAUGAAAUGGAAAAAAGAAAACAACAAGGAAAAAUUUCCAAUCUCCCCAAAGGAGGGGAAGGAAGAUGCCAAAGAAAGUAUGGUGGAGGAAGACAGAGGAGGAGACACCAACUGACUUCCUCUGUCAUGAGUGACGUCAUAGACUAUUUCCAUGGUAGGGAUAAGAGUAGAGUCCACCAUUUACUUACUAACCCGCACAAAGCACCAGGAUCUACAACUACCUAAACCUUGAGAGCAGGGGAACUGUGCCUUCCCUGCUGUGCUGAGAACUCAGGUCCCACCAUACUCCUCUAGCCUUGCUGGGACUUGUGGUCCCAUCACAGCCACCUAGAUGCUGGCUUCCAGAAUCUCCUCUGUACACAUGGGACCUUAUAUAAGUAGAUUGCUCUAAGAUUGACCAUACACUGUACAAUCUGAUUGUCUCAAUGAGAUCUAUCAGUAUAUAGUACAACAGCCGGCCUGAUACUAAAAGAUUUAUUAUGCUCAUAUUACACUGUUUAGGAAAUUGUACAGAUUGUAUAGCCUAUAGGCCCAGCACACACCUUAGAAUUCAACUGUACAAUCUCUGUAAAAUCACUAUACAUCUACCAAAAUUAUGACAUAUGAGGAUCUACCUAAACUAUCUCACAAUAUGUAUCCAAUCCGACAGGUUCUUGCACUACAUAGUUGGUAAAUCUUAAGGAGAUUGUACAAUCAGAUUAGGACAUGUGUGGCGAAGCUUGGGCUUACCAUAUACACUAUACAAUCUCUUUGGCUACACAUUAUACAAUUGUCUUGUACAACUUUCCUCUAGAUUUACAAAAAACAUAUAAUUUAUGGUCAAACCUAAACACUUUCAAAUUGUAUGCAACCAGGCAGGCCCUUGCACCACAUGGUUGAGUAAAUCUAAGGAAAAAAUUAAAAUAAAAAAUUGUAUAAAAAUAAAUUCAUAAUGUGUAGCCAGCUUUACUAUCAACUGUGCAGUG